AGCGUAACUCUUAGUCUAACAAAAUCGCCGCGCUCCUAUCAUCUAAUCUAAUUCCUUAAACCAUUCCAUUCAUUUCCAUCGCGAACCCGCUUCAUGGGGUUCUUUCUCAUGUAUCCAGUAUGAUACGAAUCGCGAGCAGUCCGUCGCCGAUACCCUCUGAGAUAUUUGCGCUCGUCGCGCUACUUGUUCUCUCCCUUAUCGUUCUCCUGAUUCUGCGACGUUAUCUUCCACUGCGAACGACCCCAGCCUACCUGCUAGUACCCGUCUUCUUUGCGUUAUGGCUACCUGCGACUAUCGUCCUAUUGGUUCCUAUUGAUCUCGCCUCUAAUGCUAGUACCGACGAUGAGACAACGAGAGGGAUUUGGCUCCCACCCAGGGCGCUGCUCGUGUCGUGGAGAAUCUCAUACUGGCUAACCUUCGUCUUGACUUGGUUCAUACUCCCGAUCCUUGCCGAGUAUUCCGAUGCCGGUUAUCGCGAGCCCAAGGACCGAAUCCUCUAUUCUCUACGUUCGAACGCUCAGUACUAUGCGCUUGUAUUUGGCUCCGGUGUGCUUGGGCUUGUGUAUUUCUUCAUAUCUUAUGGACCUUCGUUCAUGUCGCUGAAGGGUUUGAUUUUCGCACUUGCCUACUGCUGGGGUCUCGUUCUGGCCAUCUAUCUCAUGGGUCACGGUCUUGUUGCUAUUCCCCGAAAUCUAUUUAGGGAUUCGAGUGCCAGUCGCCGACUACGUCAACUCCAGAGCCAUGCUCCUAAGCUGUACGAAAAGAUGGAAGAUGCUUCUCUAAGCCUGGAAGAUUUAGAAGUCCAAGUAUCGGAAUUAAGUAAGCGCAAGACUGGAAGCGCCAGGGAAUUCCAAGACUGGAUCGAGGAGCUCUCGGAUAUUUGCAAUAUUCCGGAAUCCCGACCAAGGAAUAUUCUCCCCAGGAUAGACAAUGACAGUCGCAUAAUUCCCACGGUUAUUACUGAGAAGUAUUUGGCAGACCUCACUCGCCAAUUGAAUCGUGCGAGACAUACUAAGUCGCGUUAUAUCGAUGAAUGGGACCGCCUGCUUCACGAUGCUGCAAAGACGCAAGCAAUCUUGGAUUCCGUAGCUUCGAAGAAGCUUGAUUUUGGCGCGAGCUCUCCAAGCUCCUCAUUCUGGGAGAAGACCACAGUCCUGACCCCCUAUACUCGAUAUCUUCUUUACUGCCACGUCGUUCCCUAUCUUCGUAUUUUCCUUGCCGCCUUCCUUGCUUUAGCCUCGGCUUGCAUCAUAUGGUCCGAGUUGGUAAAGGCGGCUCUACCGCAAUUAUCAGUCAUCCGACUUACCGUGGUUCAUCACUGGACAGGCGAGAAUGGUCGCGUCGGCUUUGCAGGCCAAGUCAUCGCUGCGCUCUGGAUAAUGUACAUGUGCACAGCAGCUCUUCACUCAGUAACUGAGGUUAAAGUAUGGCGUGGUCGCGCCCUGGUUCGGCGUAACACCGCCCACGAAUCGGCAUUUUGGUACGCGGGUCAGGUCGCGAGAUUAACCGUCCCGCUAUCUUACAACUUCGUCACAUUUCUGUCUCCGCAGAUAUACUCGGAGACAACAUUUUAUGAUAUUCUCGGACAGUACGUCGACCUUACUCCACUUGGAAAAUGGUUCGACUACUUAUUUCCUGUUUUCGUUCUCGUUCCCGUGUGUGCGACACUGUUUGGAUUGUACGGCAAAGUGAAGCGAUUCUUUGGAUUUGGUGAUAUCGUGGAUGACGACGAAGAGAACCAGACCAGCUACGGUACUGGCUCGUGGCGAGAGGGGAGAGACUUGAUCGAACGCGAGUUGCAUGGAACUUCGAUUUCUCGAAGAUUGGAUGAAGCCGCAUCUAGGUCUGCGAAUGGUAAUGGCCGUACCGCUCCUAUUUUGACGAUGCCCGCAGCUAGAAACGAGGGCCCCAGAACACCGUUUGCUACGUCGCCUUCAUAUCGAGAUAAUCCGGUCGGAAGAACGGCGCGAUCUUCUCGGUCUGAUGCCCCCGAAUCGGAGCCCGAAGAAGACAACUUCUUUACCAAUCUAAGCCACCGGUUUAAGAACACAUUUGAUACCUUGGAUACACCAAAAUGGAUCCAGGAUAUCGGAGAGGGUAUCAAGAAGCCAAAGUGGAUAGGUGGUAAUGAAGCUGGCGAAAGUAGCAACAGAGCAGGCCGGAGUGACUCAGACAUCAGACGAUGGUUUGGGGGUGAUGGUGGUAGGAUAAGACUAUGAGGAUAUAAUUUUCGUCGGUACUUAAUUAGUAAAACCAAUUUCGAUUUGGGUAAUUGUUAUCUAGUUUUUUCACGUGAAUACCACAGGUGGUUAAUGAUAUUCAAACUUUAAGGGGUAAUAUGUCUUAAUGUGUUUAGGUAAUCUGACGAUGACAAACAGAAGUCUAUUUUACGAAUGGAAAGGGGUUUUCAUUAUAAGUAGGUAUGUAGAACUAAAUUGCAAACUCUAGGCAAGAAAACCAGGCAUUUGCAAACCCACAAUAUCAGGUAUAAAUCUAAACA
Molecule: messenger RNA, 2500 nt
Organism: Annulohypoxylon truncatum
Lineage: Eukaryota; Fungi; Ascomycota; Sordariomycetes; Xylariales; Hypoxylaceae
Product: LMBR1-like membrane protein-domain-containing protein
Exons: 2
Coding region: 120-2219 (699 amino acids)
Cellular component (GO): membrane
Source: RefSeq, a predicted model, not a curated record